Botrytis sinoallii is the source of this 533-nucleotide messenger RNA. RefSeq lists its product as uncharacterized. The record is from RefSeq and is a predicted model, not a curated record. The coding region runs from base 303 to 533 and encodes 76 amino acids. The transcript has 2 exons. NCBI's taxonomy places the organism in Eukaryota, Fungi, Ascomycota, Leotiomycetes, Helotiales, Sclerotiniaceae.
CUGACCCGAAACAUCACAGUCGCACCCUACAAUCCGUGCCGUCGACUCUGCAGACCACGUCGAACAUGUGGCGUACAAUUGAUUCGGCUUGAGUGUCCCAUGUUUGCGCUACGAGAAUUUCAUAGCUCUUCUGGUCAAAUGUCAAGCUAUUGCUGAGCCAGCUGAGGUAGUUUGGCAACGACCGGUCUCAGUCUCAUAAUGAGAUUUUCACUGGGAACUUUGAUGCCAAAUGUGCCAUCAUCGUGCCAACUAGAGUCUGGGUUGCUUUAAUGAACGAUCAAAGCUGAGGAAGCUUGCACGUGAUGUAUACAACGUAUCAAACGAGGGUCGGUGCGAAGAGUGAUAUUGGCGUUCGCUCAACGGUUAAGAACACUCAUACAAACAACAUAAAAGACGAAAAUGGUGGUAUGGUGGACAAAGUUACACCGCUGAAUGGGACGGGGAAAAUGAGAUAUGGCGCAGAUACAUAUCGAAAAGGCAUUUCUUCCAUCAUCUACCUCCAUCUUAGGAUAAAAUCAGCAAGGAGCCAAUGA